CCCCCCCCCCCCAGCGUUAGUCGGCAGGCUGGAUACGGCUGGAUACGGUUCAGCACCACUGCAGGCUGGACAGCUCCCAGCAGCAGGGAAAUCUGGCAGGAGUCCGACCCUUCCUGGCUGCCCAGCUCCUGCCUUCUCAUUCCUCGAAGACAUUGAAAGGGCUGCCAAGCUGCUUGCCCUCCUUGUUCCCUCUGUUGGAAUAAAGCUUCAGCCUGAUCAUCAUGAACAAGCGCCAUUGCAUCGCAGAACAAACUGCAGGCAGCAGUGCAGGAGGCACCCAAAGGGAGACACCAAGGCUGCUCGUAGAUGGUGAACAUUGUGUGGAUUAUGAUCAAAGUUCAGGAAUUGUGCAGGAGGCUCAGCAUAACUUGCUGCAAGAGUCACCGAGCUUUGUGCGAGACAAACUGCCUUCAUCUACUUUCUGCCACCAACUGACUUUGAAACGAUCCAAUGGAGAGGUGGCGCCUCACUCAGGGGACAUAUGCCAGAAUCCAAAGUGUUGCCAAUGUAACCAUCAAGAGUGCAAAACAAACUACCUUACUCCUCAACUGCCAGGUCACGAAGAGAGAGCAACAUUGUGCUCCCAGCACUCCAGUGGAAGUGCUCCUUCUGAAACUUUCCAUCAAACUACAGAAUGUCUAUGGAAGCCUUGGGGCAGCGAGCAGAGAACUGGUCAGCCAAUGCAACACCAUGUUGUCUCUGUCAGCGACAGUAAAUGCCUGAAGAUGCCACAAAGUUAUUCUCAGCUGAUCACUGAAUGGCCACUACCAGUCCUGGCAAUCUGUUUGCUUCUAAUAAUCAUGUGUACUCUGUCUGGGCUCCUGGUCGGACAAAUGCCAGACUUCUCAGAACCUCUGAUGGGAUUUGAGCCUAGAGAUACAGAAAUCGGGAGAAAGUUAAUAACUUGGGGGAACAUGCAGACCAACACCGGAUACAAGAAAACACUGUCUGUCUAUCCUCACAGUGAGAAGAGCAGCUUGGAUGAUACAGACCUCAACCAAGGGAAUGAAAAACUGUUUCAAACCAGAAGAGACCAAACUCGGAACCGCCGCAUGGUUGAACAAGAAGAUGGGGUCGAAGGAUUUUUCUGUGGUCCUCCAGAAAAGAGCUACUCGCAACUUGUGUUCAUGUCUAAAACAGCAGGGAGUUUGUGGAAUCUGCAGGCAAUUCAAUCCAUGUGUCGCAUGGAAAAUGAAAAGAUCCGUUCCCACCCCAGCUUUACAGAAUUUUGUGAGCGCAGCCAUACAAAAGAAUGCUGUCCCAGUUGGUCUCUUGGGAACUACAUAGCUGUCCUGUACAAUCGAUCAUCAUGCAUGGAAAUCACACAGUCUGAUAUUUCUCAUACUCUAACUCUUCUACGCUCCUGUGCACCGGACUACCAUAGAGGCGCCCUCACCCCUUCGUGCAUAGGCCCCAGGUCAGAGAGGGCGAAGCACUCUCACUGUGCCAAAGUGCCAGAGAAAUGCAUUCGAUCCAGCGCAGUGUAUCAGUUGCUUCACUUUCUGCUUGACAGAGACUUUUUGAGCCCUCAAACGACAGAUUAUCAAGUUCCAUCAUUAAAGUACAGUUUGUUAUUUUUGCCUGCCAAAAAGGGGUCUUCAAUGAUGAACAUAUACCUAGACAAUCUGGAGUCCUGGGAUCUCUUUGAUAACUACACGGCCAUUACAGGAAUGGACUUGGGGCUAAAGCAGCAACUUUUUCAGCAUUAUCUAGUCUUGGAUACUGUGUAUCCAGUGUUGGCGAUAAUAGCUAUUUUUCUAAGCAUUUUUUUUUACCUGCGUUCUGUUUUCAUAACUUUUAUGAUCAUGAUAUCUGUGAUUGGCUCACUAUUGAUCUCUUUUUUCUUAUACAAACUGAUUUUCAGACUGACUUUCUUUCCGUUUGUUAACUUGAUUGCAGGUAUCCUUCUCAGCAGCAUCUGUGCCAACCAUGCCUUUGUUUUCUUCGAUCUAUGGAACCUUAGCAAGAUUCAGCACUCUGCCGCUGGGCUCAUGCAAUGGGUGAGCCACACUAUGCACCACUUUGGAUAUCUUAUGGUGGUCUCUUGCUUUACAAUGGGAGCUGCAUUUUAUGCCACAUAUAUGAGCAGCAUCACCUCUGUACGCUGCUUUGCCAUCUAUAUGGGUUCUUCGGUGCUGGUCAAUAUGAUAUUCAUGAUAAGCUGGCUCCCUGCCACCAUUGUUGUUUAUGAACGGUACAUAGCUGUCAACUGCUCUUAUAAAUCUGAAGAAUACUGGAAUAGCAGCACACAUAAAAGGCUCUUGCUUUCCUUUUGCCAAAAGUUUAAAGGUCUCCAGAGCACUUUAUCUGAAACCUCAAAACUUCUCUUUGAGAAGCUUCUUCCCUGUGGGGUAAUAAAAUUUCGAUACAUCUGGAUUUGUUGGUUUGCAGCCCUAGCGGCAGGUGGUGCGUAUAUUGCUUGCAUGAGCCCGAAACUGAAGUUGCCCUCUUCUGAAAUGUCAUCUCUUCAAGUAUUUCGACUAAGCCAUCCGUUCGAGAGGUAUGAUGCCGAAUACUGCCACCAGUUCAUGUUUGAUCGAUCAGAGCAUGGUGAAGGACAACAUAUGCCUAUUACACUGAUUUGGGGCAUUAUGCCACUGGAUAACAGUGACCAUCUCAAUCCAAAAGCCAAUGGAACACUGGUUACAGAUGCUACAUUUACUAUUAGGAAUGCUGAGGAUCAGAAUUGGCUAAUGGAGUUGUGCCAUAAGGUGAAAAACCAAAGCUUUUAUUACUCUGACCAAGGCAAGAAACCAAACAUCUGCUUCAUGGAAGACUUCCACAGGUGGAUGGAAAGCCGACAGUGUUCACAAACUGACCAAAACCUCAACCUUUGCUGCAAUCAUGUUACAUUUCCCUAUAAGAGUGAUAUACUGCUUCACUGUAUAAAAAUGAUGGUGAGAGAACAAGGGGGCGAUGGAACAGAGGUUUAUGACAUUGGUCCCAGAUUUGAUGCAGACGGUAACCUUACAGCCUUGGUUUUAGAAUUUCAGACUGUGUAUCAUUAUAGCUUCAACUACAGCAAAACCAAGAAGUUUUACAACACUUUAAACCAAUGGCUGAUGAAUGAAAUGAGGAAUGCUCCAUCUGGUCUACAGAAUGGGUGGUUUACAAGCAAGCUUUCUCUUUAUAAUCUUCAACACACCCUAAAUACCGAAAUUAUGGUGGUAACCAGCUUUUCCAUUGCAAUUUCCUUUGUGGUUCUGCUGCUCACUACGUGGAACGUCUUCCUUAGUCUAUUUGCUGUGGCUGCAAUUGGAGGAUCAGUUAUGGUCACAACUGGACUUUUGGUUCUUUUAGAAUGGCAGCUGAAUGUAAUAGAAUCGCUACUCAUUUCAGCAGCCGUAGGUCUUUCUGUGGACUUCACAACUAAUUACUGCAUUUCAUACCAUCUUUGCCCACAUCAAGACCGCCUAAGUAGAGUAGCAUUUUCCUUAAAACAGAUGAGUUGUGCCACGGCUAUGGGGGCUUCCACCAUGUUUUCUGCUGGAAUAAUAAUGCUGCCUGCUACCGUGCUGGCUUACAGGAAAUUGGGCAUUUUUAUAAUAAUGAUAAAAUGCAUAAGCUGUGGAUUUGCCAGUUUCUUUUUCCAGUCACUAUGCUGCUUUUUUGGACCAGAGAUGAACUGUGGGCAGAUAAUAUGGCCCUGUGCCAGUGCGUUUAAAGAAUAUCCAAAUGAUUCAAGAUUAAACGGUACAUUUGUUUGUGGUGGUACAGAAAAACAUAACAGAAUAAGGAAAGUACAAGAGUCCAACACUGACAAUGAACAAUAUGAGCUUCAGCCUUUAGCUAGGAACCUCAGUGACAGUUUUGAUAAUAGCACCUGUACUAGUAAACUCUCCAAACGUCCAUCUAUGGUUUCUGAGGAUAUCCAAAUCUCAGAGUACAAAUACCCAAAGCUUGGAAGCCAGCAGAAUGUGGAAUCAGAAGGGUUAGAGGCUAAUGCCAUUGGCCACCAAGCGGUAUUUAGUGAUUGCCCAGCUUUGCAAACCUCAUCCCCAUACAGACAAAGUAGCUUUGACAAUGAGACAGAAGCACAAAAUGAAUCUUGCAGAGGCUGCAUCUGUCAAAAUAUGAACAGCAAGAACUGGAAUGGUUCUGUGGUUGAUCAUAACCAAGAAGAAAAGAUUCACUGUCCAAAGCAGCCAAACAGCUUAAUAAGUCCUACAGAUAGUGAAAUACAGUCAGUGCUCUAUUCUGAAAAUAAAAGCAUUCAAAUGUAUGAAUAUUCCAGGUGCCUUUGUUCUAUGGGAAGCUCGUUUGAUGCCCUUGAUUCAAAUGAAACAUGUCUUAGUGAGCUUGACCAGAGUUCAAGGUUGGUUGAAACAACAAGUUGCUCUCCUGAUUUUCUUGAUGUCCCUAAUUCCCCAUGCCAUGAUGAAAGGGGUCACUUGAAUGGCAAAAGGGACACCCUAAGACUGGCCCUUAAGGAAACAGUGUUUGAUUCAGCAUCUUCAAAACAGGCAUGUAUGUCAUGGAAAGUCCAGUCUAGUCAAGGCAGUGACAACUCUGUUGUUCUACCAAACAGCAAACCAGAUAUGCCUGACGUCUGGAUAAAGAGGUCUAAUGAAUAUAAUUCUGGCUAUAUUAGCUGAACAGUCGCCUUGAGAAAUGUCUAAUGGAUUUUUUUUUACAAGAACUAGAAUAUAACCUCAGUGUUUUUCAUAAAUCUGAUCUAAUUAAUAUGAAACAGUGAAGCCGGAAGACAGAAGACAGCGGUGCAAACACAUUAUUAUUUUAUUACUUUGUAAAUAAUGCUAUAUUUAGAUCUUUAUGCUUACAUGCCUCUCUAGCCAUUUAGCAGAUUUUACCUAUGUACAAGCAAAUAUUUGUUGAAGAAGACAUCAUUUUGUGUGUAAUACAUGACAGCAUUAUUUGUACCUCUAGAAAGAACUAUGAUAAACAAUGUAUGAUAAGGAGAGCCUUCAUAUGCAAAAACCAAUUGCUCAAUAGGUAACCAAUAAAAAAGCACAUCUCAAGUCCUAUGAACCAUGGAAAUUAUUCUGAACAUUCAUUUUGCCUAAAAAUGCCUGAUUGUGUCAGCAGCCACAGUUCUCUUCUGAUAGGUAUAAGCUCCAGGACCCAAAGAAUAGGCAGAUGUAUGCACCCAUUGUUUUGUAUUUGAUUUUAAAUCCUUUAUAAUAUACAGUAUAACUGAUAAUUUAAAAAAUAUGUGAAGGAUUUGGUAAGCCCAGUAAGGUUAAAAGAGUUCACUGUGCUCCCAAAGCAUAAUUACUGCCACAGUACACACUAGUAUAUUUCUCAUAUGUCCCUUUCACAUUGUCUUUAUUUAUCUCUGCAUUUACUCAAAUGUCCAUUUAUAAAGACUAAAGGCUAUGAUACACUAGAGGUUUUGAUGGUCUUCAGGCCCAGACUGGCAAUCAGUGAUUCUGGCAAAUACCAAAGGGGCUGCUGUAAGAAGCCGUAGAUAGUCCCUAUUUAUUGGGCCUGUGGGAGGCUGUUUAAGCUUGAAAUGCCAGGGCCUAUUUUAUUCAUAGACAGGACCUGCUUACAUAUAAUGAACUAGGAAGGGGAGCAAAGUGUAGGAAGAGGUCUAGGAGUAGCAUAUCUCUUUACAAAAUCUUAAAAAGGCAAGGUGCUCAGUGUGUGUGUUGGGGGGGUCACCAGGUUCCAUUUAAAACAGUAAAUUAUACUAAAAACAGCACAUACUUGCCAAAUAGGAGCAUUAGUUAUACAGUUAAUUAGUAUAUAGUCCCAACAUGUUCAAAAUAGAACAGGGUCUUUGUUAAGGGAACAACUAGGGUUGCCAACUUUUCUGGAAAAAUAAUACCAUCCCUACUAUUUUUUACCUUUUUCCCUAUUAUAAGCAGGAAAUAGUGGAUGGGAGAUGACGUAGGGAGGACCAAGGGAGUGGGACGUAAAAGGGACUGGCGUUGACCUAGAUAAUGCCGAUCAGGCACAGAUUGGGCAUGUAUGAAGGGUUAGAGAGCUGUCAGGGUUAGGGGAGUGGAAAGAGAGAGGUGGACAGGGAAGCGGGGUGGCCUGGGGGCGGAGCCACAGUAGAUUCCAAAUUUACUGUCAAUUACAUUGUAAUUACCAGCUCCGUCUUUGGCUGGUAUUUUACCAGCUAGGCUGUAAAUACCGGCCAGGUGGCAACCCAAGUUCAAUCAGCAUCAAUUUGCAUUUUGCCUUUGUGGCCAAACCACAUGCUCAUUAUUAGUUUAUUCAGCAUACAAGUGGAAUGAACAGUCUGUAAUCGAGCCCGCCUCCAUAGGGCCCCCUUUAGGGAGCUGAGAAUGUUAAAAUAUGUUAAAGGAUAUUGGUAUUUGUUAUAAUAAGCCAUAGCUUUUUUUUAUAUCUGUUAGCUUUAUUUAAAAAAUAUUCUAGUUUAAUAGAUAGAAGUGUAUUACAAAAUUGUAUUUUCUGUUUCUUUUAAAGUUACAAUACUUAUUUCCAGUGUAUUUAUUUUAUGAGAUAUUAGUGUACUAUAUCAGGGAUUAGUAUAGCCCAGAUUAAAUAUGGUUCAUAUACAUUGGUAUAUGGUUUUGUUGCGUACCCACUAAUGUCUGACAUGCCAAUGUUUGCACAUAAGGCCUUAUUGCCUAAAAUAAUACAAAUACUUGGCUCAAUUUAUGUGAUGAUGUCUCAUAUUUCACUGUUGUAUAUGAAGUGAUAAAAAAACAGUUUUGUUUUUUGUUAAUUAAUACUGAAAUAUGCACUUCUGCAGCUCGGUACGAUCAGUAUUUCUCUUAUGAUGGUUACCAGCUGUCUCCUGUAUAUAAUUUUAGAAUAGAUUCAUUUUGUCAUGCAAUCUUCUUAAAUGUCUUUAUCCUAGAAUCUGUUUUCCUUGUCUCUUUUUAAACGCACUUUUAUCUGGAAUUAUCAAAUGUAUUAUGUAUGACACACUGGCAGUUUCUACAUUGUUGUUCAUGCUGUUGGGAUAUAAUAUGGGGUUGAUGUAUGUGUUUUCUGCAUUGAUCGAUUUUUGUUAUCUUUAUGCAGGAUUUUUCUCCCCAAAAUCAUGUUUUGAGAGUUCAUAAAUCUGCCCCUUAAUAUUACUGCUUACCUAUAAACAUCCAAAUUCCAACCACAGCAGCCAAGGCCAUGAUUUCUGGUGCAAACUCUGCUCAGUUCCUUCAAUCAUUAGGCUCCAUGACUACGAUCAUUUGUCCUGCUUUGAACUAAAAUACAAAGCACUAGGUUUUAAAAUUAUCUAAUGUACAUAGGUGGGUUAGAAAGGACACAUAAAUACUAAUUAAACACAUAUUAAAACACAUCAGAUACCAGUCGGCCAAAACACCAAAACAAACUCACUGUGUAAGCUAUCUACAUAGGGGUCUCUUGGUAUCUGUAUUUCAAAGAGAUGUCCACUGGAGAUCACAUUUUCAUGUAGACUAUUAAUUUUUAGGGCAAUUUGCAGUUGGUCAUUCUUUUUAUUACUUGUGAUGUCCAAUUAUUUAACUUUUUGGUCUCCAGCUCUUCAGUUACCAAAGUUUGUUGGACCAUGAACAAAAAAAAAGCAUGUACCAAAAUAAAACUGUGAUAGGAUAAAUACAACAAUCGGUAUCUAUUUAACUUACAGAAAGAAGCUUUUGGGGGCUUUGAGAUCUAUUAAAAAUGAAUUACCAUGUACAACAUUGUUCAAAAAAUUGGUAGAACAAGGCAAAGAUAUAUGCCCAACCUAUAUGUAUACCUAUAUAUAUAUCUUUAUUUGAUAUUUGCAAUGAUGUUUAAUUUCAUGACACUGUAUAUACUGCACACAGGGAGUGGGUUGGAUGCCAAUUUACAUAAUCAAGUGGCUAUUAUACAUUGUGGGAUCCUGAUGUGUGUUGGGGUGUCUUGAGAAAGGUCCUCUUAGCAGGACCGAAAUGUUAAUAAAAACUUUUUCACUCUCAUUCA
Xenopus tropicalis (tropical clawed frog) is the source of this 7860-nucleotide messenger RNA. RefSeq names its product dispatched RND transporter family member 2 (gene disp2). The transcript has 8 exons. NCBI's taxonomy places the organism in Eukaryota, Metazoa, Chordata, Amphibia, Anura, Pipidae. The record is from RefSeq and is a predicted model, not a curated record. The coding region runs from base 222 to 4595 and encodes 1457 amino acids. Gene Ontology annotation, cellular component: membrane.